This is a messenger RNA of Phialemonium atrogriseum, 1260 nucleotides long. RefSeq lists its product as uncharacterized. Bases 49 to 1071 code for a protein of 340 amino acids. The record is from RefSeq and is a predicted model, not a curated record. The transcript has a single exon. Lineage: Eukaryota; Fungi; Ascomycota; Sordariomycetes; Cephalothecales; Cephalothecaceae.
CAGUGACCAAAGUUAGUUCAUCACAACCACAACCGAGUCACACUGUGUAUGAAGCUAGCUAUGGCUUUCCUUCAAAUCCCACUCGAGAUUCGGCUCAGCGUCUUUAGGGAGGCAAUCUGUUCCCUGGCUGACCAGCCAUCCUGUCCCGCAGUUAGCCAAAAGGGACGCAAGAGGCUGUCUCAAGACGCAUUCGGUGGUGCUGGGAUUUGGCAACUGCCCUUGCGCAAUCCUGCUCUCCCUCUCCUCCUGGUAAAUAAACAGAUCCAUGCCGAGGUCAAGGACGUCCUUGAGCGUACCACCACCACCAGCUACCAUGUCGACAUCAUGUAUCUCAAGUUUUACGGCCUUUGGACGACCUGGACCAUCCCCGCACUUCCCCGGACGCAGUAUAUAGACUCUAUCCACGCCUCGUUUCGACUCUUCGAGCCCACCAAGGACCUUGACAAGCGCUUCCGAGGAAGCUUGAGCUUCAGUCCCGGCGAUGGGGGUCCGCCACUCGCCGUCUGGUCCUUCCACAAGCUGCUGACCGGGGUGCUCACAGAUGGGCCGGGCUACCUAGGAGGUAAACGGUCUGGAAUGCAGAAGGGCCUUACACCUCGAUACGCGGUCAAGAGGGUUGUCGUCAACAUUGUUGCCCCUAUAGAUGGUGCCGUUCACAAGAGCAUCAUCUGGGGGGACAAAGGGUACGACAAAAGAGUGAGGCCUGGGGAAGAUGGUUGCGGACCACAUGAUGCCUCGAUUCCCGCCGAGCAACGGCUUGCCGAUUACAUGAUACAACAUCUCGACACGAUUUUGUAUCUCAACUAUUAUACCAUGAAUUAUGGGACUGUUCUGUACGAAGGCGUGCUGGAGGACAUUACUUUUCUUGUCAAUGGGACCGAGUAUAAGCGAUACGACAUGGACGAACUCAUGCGGGAGCAUAAGGUGAAUUACUGGGGAGAAACACCAGAACUUAUAGAACAGCGCCAGCAAGCGCAUGCCAAGUGGAAGAGCUGGGUGGACGAGAGGAGAAACCGGAUGAAGGAAGGUCUCGAGCUGGACAGCAAUCGGCCAGUCACUACUAUCAUGUGAUGGUUCUAAUCCGGUGUGAUGAUCUAGUUGUCUCUGGAAAGGCAAAGUGCAUGGGAGGAAUCAUCCCACAAGUUAGGAUAUGUGGCAGCAGACGUAGCAGCGAAGGUGAAUGGGUGGUUAGUUUAACGAGAAUGAACUACCAAGCUACCAACGGCUACCAGUAAACUCAUUCUCUUCGGCCAAACCCUG